Messenger RNA from Stylophora pistillata, 2801 nucleotides. RefSeq lists its product as uncharacterized. Lineage: Eukaryota; Metazoa; Cnidaria; Anthozoa; Scleractinia; Pocilloporidae. Gene Ontology annotation, cellular component: plasma membrane. The record is from RefSeq and is a predicted model, not a curated record. Gene Ontology annotation, molecular function: protein-hormone receptor activity; G protein-coupled peptide receptor activity. Gene Ontology annotation, biological process: adenylate cyclase-activating G protein-coupled receptor signaling pathway; activation of adenylate cyclase activity; hormone-mediated signaling pathway.
GGACAACAACAGCCUCGUGGCCCUGUUGCCUGAUCAGUUCCAAGGUCUAUCCAAACUAAAAGACCUGGCUCUUUAUGACAACGAUAUCAAACAUCUGCCCCGUGGAGUUUUUAAUGAUGCGAAACAGAUUAGGUCUAUGAGCUUUUAUCUUAACAAAAUCACUGAAGUAACUAAUGAACAAUUCAAAGAUGUCGCGCCAAACAUUCGAUUCUUGUACCUUCAUUACAACGAGAUGCGGGAACUACCAGAAGGCUUCUUCUCUAACAUGAAGGAGUUAAUAACAGCCACUCUAGACACCAACCUGAUGUGUUGUCACUUGACAAAAGAGGACGCGGACUGCGAUUUUGCCUCUGUCGACAGCUUUGCCAGUUGCGAGACUAUGUUCAGAGAUGGAGCCCCAAGGAAGUGUAUUUGGGUUGUUGGUAUCAUGUCUCUGAUUGGAGCUGUGUUUGUCAUCACAUGGCGAAUGGUCUACAAGGAGAGAAAUACUGCACAGCCAAUCAUGUUGACGCACUUGGCGGUAUCCGAUGGGUUAAUGGGUAUUUAUCUGAUCACCAUAGGUGUGAUGGAUGCGAUCUGGGCAGGGCAAUACUACUUGCAUGACUAUAGCUGGCGUUCGAGUCUGUUAUGCCAGAUAACUGGCGCAAUCGCAGUGUUAUCAAGCGAGGUAUCUUUGAUGCUUAUUUCUCUUAUCUCUGCUGACAGACUUAAAAAUAUUGUGUUCCCUUUCAAUAUCGAUGGACUGACUAACAAAGCCGCUCAUGCUUUGUGCUUUAUCAUCUGGAUUGUCGGUUUCAUAUUUGCUUUCCUUCCCAUAUUUGGCAUCCGGUAUUUUAAAGCCCCUAAUGGAGGUCAUCAUUACUAUGGCAGAUCUGUUGUAUGUAUUCCACUUCAGCUCUCAGACUAUAAGGCACCUGGUUGGGAAUAUUCUGUGGCUGUAUUUGUUGGUUUGAAUUUGGCUUUUGUAGCCUUUGUCGUUGUGGCUUAUCUUGUAAUAGUUGGAAACAGAUUGUGGGUCCAGGCGAUGUCAGCCAAUACCCAGCGAGAGACAGCUCUUGCCAAACGGGUGUCUUUCAUCAUCCUGACUGACUGCAUCUGCUGGAUGCCAGUCAUUGUUAUUGGACUCAGGACCCUUGUGGAAAAGUCGUUCAGGACACCAGGAGAUCUUGCCGUGUGGAUCGCAGUGUUUCUUCUCCCAUUCAACUCCGCCAUCAAUCCAAUCAUAUACACCUUGUCCACCACACAGGUUCGAGACGUUCUCAAAGCAAAAUGGCAACAGCUGUGCAACUAUUUCAUGGCAAAGUGUAGUCGAACGCAAACCGGAGAAGAUGUGAGAGAUCCGGGUCACGGUCAGGCUUUGGAGAUGAGGACUUUCGGAGCUGCUGGAGGGGAAGAGGGACCAGACAAAGAGGCCGAAGAGGAACCUGAAAAAGAGCAAGAGGAGGUUCAUAAACAUGAUCACCCAUGUCUAGAAAAUACUGAGCCCCAAGAUACAUGUAAAUGGCAGCUGAACACAAAACACAAAGAGCCUGCCAAGCCAGAACAGCUUGAAACUGAGCCUACCGACUCUACCGACAAAAUAACAGCACAGCCAAUGAAGACAGAGACUAAAGAUAAUAUACAGUCCCAGAAAGAUGUUGCAGCAAAUUCUGAAUAUGAAGAGUUACAAACAGAUUUUCAAGGGGAUCAGGACCAAUCUACUGAUGAAGUUCAAAUCCAGCAAGACCCAGAGAGUGAUGAUAGCGAUGACAGUAAUGACGAGUCCAAAGAUGAAAGUGAGCAUGAGAAAAUCGUAGAGCAAACCAAUCAUGAAGGGCCUGAAGAGAGAGAUGAGACUGAAGAGGGUGAAAGACCACCGGAUGAACACGAGGAUCCAUCAGAGAAGAAAGACAAACGUGAAAAACAAGAAGAAGAAUCUGAAGAACAACAUGAAGAUGACGUGGAAGAUGAGCCUGAAAAAAAAAAGCAAGUAUUGGAAAACGACCACAAAGAAUCUGAAGAGCAAGACGAAGAUAACAUGGACCAUGAAGCUGGGGAAGACGAACAGUUUAUCGUGAAUAAGGAUGAAAACCAAACAGAUGAAAAUCUCCCAGCAGCCUCUGGGCGAGAGUCUCCAAGAGCACCGCUGGCCACGUUUGACGAUGACAGCGAUCUUGAUCAGUUUUACGAAGCACUCGAUGGCAUAAAAGGAACGAGAGUGUAAUAAAAAACAUUGUGUUCUCAACUGAAUCCAUUUUAUUUAUAAGAAAUUACCUCUAAAAUCGAUUAAGUAGGUGUUCGGUUCUAUCAAGGCGCAUAUAGUGACUCUGAAAUACUAAAACAGUAGUUUUCUUAAAUAGUGUCAAAAUAUAAGCUUUUUGUUUUAUGUGAGAAUAUAAGUGCCCGUGUCAUGCUAUACAUACCAGUUAAAUAUUCGAUAACCUAAAUGUAAUAAAAUGAGCCAUUUUAAAUUAUUAGUUGUUAGGGAUACUUGUUUACGCGCCAAUGUCUUGUUUAGCUUGAGGUUUGGCAGUAAAUGUGGCACUUUGUACAUGUACUAUUAGAGAUCAAAAGUAUGUUAGGUUCCAUCUGCGGUUGAUAAGCCUUGAACUGUUACAGCUUAAUUAUUAUAGAGACCCAUCUCUGUCCUUUACAGAAGUAUUAAUUCAGAUCAUACUUCAGUAGCGAGAGUGUACUUGACAAUUAUUCCAGGAGCGCGCGUUGGAUAUGAGAUGAUAGAUAGCCAACGGGGCGCGUAGCGUCGAGUUGGCUUUAAUCAUAUCAUAUCAAACAAGCGCGAGUGAAAUAAUUGUUUUAUUAAA